CGCGCCGGGCGCCGCGGCCGCGCGGCCGUCGCCGCCGCCCCGCUCGGCAGAAGGCAGCCUCGGACCGCUGAUUGCCUCCGUGGCCGGCAUGGUGACGCUUGCUCUUGGAGGAGUGCGCGCAAGCCGCCGAGCGGGCGCACCGCGGCCGUCCCCGCGGGCGGUGUGGAUGAGCGCGGAGGCCAGCGACACCAAGGCCAUCGCCACAGUGGAUGAAGAUGAUGACGAGUACGACGACGAAGAUUUCGAUGAAGAUUACGACGACAUCGACUACGAUUACGACGAGGACGAAGAGGGCGAGGACAGGCAGCAGGACCGCCCUCUGCAAGGCGCGGUUCCUCAAGGGCAGCCCGAAGAAGUACCGCCGCGUGCUGUGGCAGAUCCGCGGCAGGUCCUACCGCGAGGCGCUCAUGCUGCUCGAGUUCUUGCCGUGGCGCACGUGCAAGCCAGUCCUCAAGUGCCUGCAGUCGGCAGCGGCAAACGCCCAGAACACCUACAACAUGGACACGACAAGUCCCGCCUGUACAUCAGCCGCUGCCAGGCCUACAAGGGCCCGUACAGCAAGCGGAUGAGGAUUGAGUCGAAGGACCGGCAUGGCGCAGAUGUACAAGAGGUGGACUACGCACCUCCACAUCUACGUGGCCGAGCUGAGGGACGAGGAGCUGGAGGACUUCGCGUGAGGCCCAACGAGGCAGAGCCUGCGGAGGCGUCAGCGUCAGCAGGCGACGCCCGCGCGCAGCCGCGAGCUUCGAGGGGAGGGGACUCCCCCCGCGCCUCUGCGUGUGCUGAGGGGGCACGGCGGCGGAUGUGGCGCUCCCGCCGCGUGGCCUCCUCCGCGGACCCGCUCGGUGCGCGGCGCCCGUGGGCGCUCGGCGCCCCGCGCGGGGCGGCUCCCCUCCGA
Prorocentrum cordatum is the source of this 898-nucleotide messenger RNA. The record is from the annotation of a GenBank genome assembly. NCBI's taxonomy places the organism in Eukaryota, Dinophyceae, Prorocentrales, Prorocentraceae.